AUGUUGAUCAAGACCGAACCUGCGGAGUAUGAUGCUUUGCCAGAGGCACGUGCUGAUGAAGACGGUCCAGCCGUAAGCGGCCCGGUGGCCGACGACAUAGACCCCAAUGUUGACCCUCCUCCCAAAAUUGAGUUGGAGGAUCUGGAAGAGGAAGAGUCCAACGACGAAGAGCCAAACGCGGCAGACGUGAAUAGUCCCCAGUGGAUGGAGGAUGAGAUGAGCCGUUUGAGGAACUACGUCCGCGACCUCCGGGACGUUCAGCAAGAGUUCAAGAAUGUUUGGCCCACCAGGGCCCAGGAAUGGCGGGAGACAGCAGCAAGCCUCAUUGACGCCGACCUCCCUGUUCUUCGUGUUGCAGUAUACGGAGCAUCUGGGAGUGGAAAGUCCACUCUCAUCAACUGCCUAAUCAAUCGCAAUCUGCUACCGGCGGACGGAGAAGGGCAUGCGGUCACGUCGUUUGUGUCAAAAGUGGUCUACAGCAGCAGCGAGAUUCCCACGGGACGGGUGGAAUUCAUCAAGUUAGAAGAUUGGAUCGCUGAGAUUGAAGCCUUCGUGGCGGCGUUGCCGGAACUUGGGGUGGAGGGAACUAAGUUAGAGGAUAAGCGGACUUGGAACAAGCUUGAAGCUGUGUAUCCCGGCGUCGAAGACAUGUUCAGCGAUGGGACGACCGUGGACGAUAUACUCGCGCUGGACCAAGGGCUACGGCGCUGUUUAGGCGCCACGGUCCGCUUCUCAGGGGAAGAUGCAGACGCGCUCAGCCUUGCACUACGUACAGAAGUCAGGCGGCUUAGUCAUCCGGACCUGGAUCCGAUGGACAUUGACGGACCGGAGCCUGAUUUCUGGCCCUUGGUGCAAUUGGCUGUGUAUGGCUGCGAUAGCGAUAUCCUUUUGGAGCUCGAGUUGACUGAUUUUCCUGGAACUGGGGACGUCAAUGCCGCUCGAAGUCAGAUGGCGCUGGAUUAUCUUGCUCACGCGGACCAUAUCCUUAUAACUUCUUUGGCUUCACGUGCCUGCGAUAACGACGCCUACUCUGGACUCUUCAAUAGCGCAAGUCCCGUGUCAACAGGCAUCAAGCAGAUCAUCACGACGCAAGGUGAUAAUGCUCUUCGGUACGCGAAGGCCCGUCAGGGCGACGACGAUGAGAUCAAGAAGGUCAAGGAUCUAUAUCGGGGCCUUCAAACACAGAUCGAUAGGCUUGACAGGGCCAUCAAGAAGGCGACAAAGGCAGAAUCCAGAUUGGUCAGCACCGAUACACGCAAACGGCGCCGUCCCUCCCCUCAUGGCGCCGAAUCGUCCUCCAAGAGGCGUCAUACGUCUGGCAGUUUCGACUUAGGACGUAGCAUGGAUACAGCAACAGGUGACGAUGCUGAAAGCCAUGAAGAGUACGUCGACGGUCUCCAAAAGCAGUUCAGAGAUCUUCUGGAGCAGCAGAUCCCAAUACGGCCAAUGAUACAUCGCUUGGCCGCUGUUGAAAGGCUCGAGAAUAUUGAACAAGUUUGGCCGCGACAGUUUGCUCAUGCGAUCUCUGCACUCACCGGCGAUGACCACGACAACCGUUCGCUCCCAGUCGCCAUUUGCACGAGUGUUGUGACAUAUCGGGUCAUCCAGCAUGACCCUGGAUGGGCACCAAUUCGUGGUCGUGAUGAAGCCGGCAUUGUCACUCUGCACAACCGUCUCCACGAGCUCGUUGUUCAACACAGACGCAAAGCCCUCCGACUAUACAUGGAGCGCGUGAGGUCGCAUACGCUUCACAUACGCUCCUUCCUCGACUCGACCAGCAUGUUCAGAGUAGGUCUUCCGAACGAAGAAGAGCGAUAUGACAUGUGCAUAGCGCGUUUGAAGAUCAAGCUGAGUAGUGCUUCACUGGAGGAGAGUAUCCUAGGUGAUCGUGGGAUCUGUACACAAGCAUACGCAGGAUUUGAGCACAUUGCGAAUCAGUUUGGUGUCGAGCUGACGGGGGCGUUUUUACAAGCGUUAGCUGACCGCAUACAUGAGGCUUCUGAUAAUGCGGCACACAGAUGUGAAGAGACGUACAGAACUUUGGGAGAUCUUCUACGAUGGAAUACUUUCUUAGCCGUUAUGCGCCGCGAUGGUGCGUUUCGUGGCGAUUGGAACAAGAGCUUUGUCGCCCCAAUCAGGGAUGACAUCGCGCUUCCAUGGGCGCAGGUCUUCGCGCAAGAGAACCCGACACGGCUCAAUUCGCGGAUCAGACGUGAACUUACCGACCAUGUAUCGGACGCUUUGCAGUCCGCCAGGAAAUUGGCGACACAAGAUGCCGAGAUGCGUGCGCUGAAGGUUGCAUGGAAGGUUAAGGAGUUUGCAAAGCGAGCAGAGGAUAACGCCAAACUUGCCAUACUAGCGGCUCUGGAGGCUGCGCAAACGGAGCUUAACGAGGGCCAGAAGGUUAUAACUCGCGAUAUGGCCGCCAAACUUAAGGCCGGGUUGCGCGACGCGUACGCAAGCUCUCGGACCACUCCUCGCGGAGAUGGGUUCAUGAAGCGGAUGAAAGGAUCUUUCCUCGAGCAACUUAACUUGCUCGCACCUGCUGCAUUUCCCAUGGUCGCAGACGGCACAAUGGCCGACCUCGAGCGUCUUGUCGCCAAGGUCACUUCUGAACUGCGCAUUGCGCUACGUGCGUGUGCUGCGAAGAUGGAGAGCGACGUUGCCAUACUCUGGACGGAGGUCCCAGUCGAGAAGAGCGAGAUCGUCAUGCGAAACCUCGCCUUUCAACACGUCACCAAUACUCUUCACCAUAUAGAUCGUUCCCCGUUACACGCGGAUUUCCUCACACCUACCCCUAGCGUAUCAGCUUCCUAA
Peniophora sp. CBMAI 1063 is the source of this 2817-nucleotide messenger RNA. NCBI's taxonomy places the organism in Eukaryota, Fungi, Basidiomycota, Agaricomycetes, Russulales, Peniophoraceae. The record is from the annotation of a GenBank genome assembly.